Molecule: messenger RNA, 1062 nt
Organism: Fusarium proliferatum ET1
Lineage: Eukaryota; Fungi; Ascomycota; Sordariomycetes; Hypocreales; Nectriaceae
Exons: 3
Coding region: 1-1062 (353 amino acids)
Source: RefSeq, a predicted model, not a curated record
AUGCUGUCCGAAAGUCAAGGCGAGGGUAGCAGCCUGAAAGGCCUAGAUGUCGAACACCUCUGUCCAUUCCAACGUGCUUUGCAACGUAUACUGGAGACGGAUAUAGCCGAGCAGACAUAUGCAGAAGUUCUUGACGGUUUGCCAUUAAGUGACUCGUAUUUGUCUUUCCAGUUUCCGCAAGACGGGCAUCCUGCACUUGGACAUGAGGAACUUUUGGAAGGCGCGCGGGAAAGAGUCCAUGGAUUUCGAUCAAACCUUGAUAUGUCAUCGCACUUGUUUGAAACUCCUGCCUUCAGGAAAUCAGCACCCCAGUCCAAAGAAUUCCAUUUAAGACUUAUUGAGCUGCUUGCGGUGAGCUGCCAUACGUUUGCGGUUAAGAUCUUCCAGCUGGAUGAAGUUGUCGAGAAACAUAAAAUAUACGAUAACUGGAGGGAGUUACCUAGAAAUAUGACGAAAUGGGAUUCAUUCCGCGACCCAACGGCCUUUGCGCAUGGACCUUAUAUCGCAGUUGACCAAUAUCCGAAUGGAGCUGCAGAUACUGUAGGAUACUGGGCUGAAGCAAGAAUAUUUGGUGGUGUCGUCGUGUUUGAUAGAGGCGAGGAUGGCACCGAGAGUCGACAGAUAUACUUCCAUGGAUGCCGUCGCAAGGGACCACGAACGAUAUACCCCCCGACAGACCAGCAAUUCGAACAAAUUAUCCAAUUUCUUCUUGACCAAGAUGAAAGUCAUGAUACUGCCUCGGCCAAUCCGUUUCCUAUUCUAGCGACACCGCAGAACCGUUGGCGCUGGGAUCCGUGGGACGCAAUGGCGCACCACAAUAUCUAUCGCGAUAGGUAUGAGCGGAAAAUUAGCCCAGCAAAAGAGAAGCCCUGCGUUCUGAACUCUAUCGACUGGCCCGAAAUCAAGGAUGAUUUAUACCUCAUCAAUGCGAUGCAUGAGCGGUUGGAGGGGAAGUCGUUGGAUGAAGAUGAGAUUGCAGCGGCUAAGGAGGGGCUGACCAAGAUCACACCGUCAUCGCCGUUAUGGUCAAAUGGGGUAUUGCGGAGAUACCAGGGAAUAUAG